Molecule: messenger RNA, 930 nt
Organism: Paramecium sonneborni
Lineage: Eukaryota; Ciliophora; Oligohymenophorea; Peniculida; Parameciidae
Source: the annotation of a GenBank genome assembly
AUGUCAAUAGAUAUUGCAGGUAUUGCAGUUCAUGCAAGUAUUGCAGUUCUUGCAGGUCUUGCAGGUUUUGCUAUCGGUAAAUAUGUUAAUUAGGCAAAUAAUAAUUAAAGGAAAACUGUUUAAAAUCAAUCCACAAAAACCUUAAAAUAUCUUCUUAUUGGUACUACAGGAGUUGGAAAAACUAAAAUAUUUCAAAAAUUUCAUAAUUUUCUUAACUAAAAUAAUAAACAAGAUUAAGUUAUUCAAGAUUUUUAAGAAUGCCCAUUAAGGUAGGAUAUCGAUUUAGUUGAUACACCAUCAAUAGAUUUUGAAAGUUCUGUAGAUAAAAGAGAAUCAAUAAUUUAAAAAUUUGUCCAAUAUAUGGUUCCAAAUUAUAUUAAUCAUUUUUUCCUAGUUGUUAAUUAUGAAAGAACAGAUUUAAUGAAAAAAAAAAUAUUAGAUGUGCUUAAGUAUUUCAAAAAAUUCAAAGAAUCGAUAACAAUCAUAGUUUCUAAUUUUCAAUUAAGUGAGAACUAAGAAAAAGAUAAAGUUCAUUUGAAAGAAUCGUUAAAAUAUUUACUAAAUUCUAAAUAAUCUAUUUUAUUUGUUUAGAAUGAUUUUGAUGAACAGGAACUUAAAUAAUAAUUAUUGAUAGAAGCAGGUGCAUUCAGUUUAGAUGAUACAAUUUUUGAGCCUUAAAAUGAAGCUGAAUUUUAAGAAUUGUAUCAAAAAUUUGGUGAAAUGUUUAAUAAAAGAGAUGAAAAAAAUUAAUCUUAAAUCAAGCAAUAAUAAAAUGAAAAUUGCUAAUAAUAAAACAAAAAAAUUGAAUUAACAAACAAAGUUUCUGAUCAGAAUUAAUAAAAUAAUGAAGAUGUAUAUAAUUCAAGCAAAUUGGAUGAAAUCGAUCUAGAGUAAUUUUAAAAUAGUCAUUCAACUUCAAGUCAAGAAUGA